AAACAGCGCUGAGAACAGUAUUCGCCAAAAGCUGAAUUCUUUUACAGCUUAACUCUUUCGUGCUUCUUCGAUGUUGAGAAAAAUCCUUAUAUCUUCUCUCGUCUUGGCAUCUGCCUUCGGUUCCCGUUCAACCGCCAUGAACGCUGUCCAAGAUGCCCAAGAUCAACUCACCAAGCUCAUCCGUUGCUGGGAGCCCAUUGACUCCGACGACCUUUCCAAAGGUCAUACAAUGAGUGACCCCGUGUACCAACUAUGUAGCUACAUGCCAUCCCCAAAAGAUUACAACAAGUUCCACGUGAAUGGAGUUCAAAUGGACAGCGACGACUACACCACUAUUUUGACAAUGUUUGCCAACCAACUUCCAGGAUACGCUGUUUUAAAUGUCUGUCUACAAGAGGCCUUCCAGUUCCACAAAGCCAACCACCCAUCCCAAGUCAGCCUGAGAUGUUUGUGUCAAAGAGACGGUUGCAACCUGCCGAAAACGUUGACGGAUUUUCUUGACUUCAACAAGGGCCCAAUCCCAGCUGUUAACUUCUAAUUUGUGCUCCAAUCCUCCUACUCCUUGUUGUUCGAAACCGUGCCCUCACUCGUGCUUCCAGAAUGUUCCAAACAUCUUCACUCUCUCAAUUCUCCUGUACUGUCGUUCAAAGAAUGCCCUUUUUCCUUUAAUUUAUUUAUAAUUUUCACAAGAAUUGUUGCAGUAAGGCUACAAACAAUCAGAAUAAAAAUGUGAACUGUU
This is a messenger RNA of Caenorhabditis elegans, 739 nucleotides long. It is a transcript of the gene C02B8.3, whose product is annotated as DUF5354 domain-containing protein. NCBI's taxonomy places the organism in Eukaryota, Metazoa, Nematoda, Chromadorea, Rhabditida, Rhabditidae. The record is from RefSeq and is marked reviewed.